GUAAUGUUAGCACUGUAGCUCACACGUCUAUGCUUGUGUUGGUUGCAUUUGUGUCCUCCUGACACACUCCUUAAUGUUAUGUUGUUAUGUAUCUGUAAAAUGUGGAUAUAGUGUACAAUAGGGCUUCUGGAAGACACACACUGUCAGCUCAUUAGCAUUAAAGUUGCAGACACACAAAACUGGGUGUUCCCAGCAGAAUUUACAAAUAGCACUUAUGAACUGUACUGUAUAUUCCAACAUACUUUCAAUACAGUAGUGUGACACCUGUUAGACUUAUCUAAAAUUGGUGAAAAAUAGAAGAAUAUGGGACCUUUUUAAAGCUAUUUUUUGUGUGUAACAUUCAUUUUUCUUGUGGCCUCUAGUCUGGCUGCAUGUUUGUUUUGACACACAGCGACUCACACAAAUUUUCUUCUUGUAUUAAUUACAAAUUUAAUUUAUUAUUUAAAAAUAAUUAAUUUGAAUGUAUGGGAUACCCUGUACAAUACCAAUUCAUUAAAUAUUUCCACAUACUAUUGUACUUCCGUACUAAAAAAAACUACAGUAUUGCUUUUAUUUUUAAAACACCGGAAACAGUCCUCGCAUUGCGGAAACAAAAAUGGAUUCAAAGAUGGCGGAUGAGGUGAUCCUUACUGACGAAUUGGAGCAGCUAGACUUUUUAAGAGACCGACAUGUACGUUUCUUCCAGAGAACUCUUCAGGUUUUACCAGAGAGAUACGCCUCCUUGGAGACGACCAGGUUGACCAUCAUAUUUUUUGCCCUGUCUGGUCUCGAUAUGCUCGAUGCCCUGAAUGUCAUCGACAGCAAUGUCAUGAUCGAGUGGAUCUACUCCUUGCAGGUUCUACCCACAGAAGACCAAUCGAACCUGAGUCGCUGCGGCUUUCGAGGAUCAUCACACAUUGGAAUUCCGUACAAGACCAAGGGUCCAGGUGUGCUCCAUCCGUAUGACAGUGGCCACGUAGCCAUGACCUACACUGGACUGUGCUCUUUGCUCAUACUGGGAGACGACCUGAGCCGUGUCAACAAACAGGCCUGCCUGGCCGGUCUCAGGGCGUUGCAGCUAGACGACGGCAGUUUCUACGCCGUGCCAGAAGGAAGCGAAAACGAUAUACGCUUUAUCUACUGUGCCGCUAGUAUCUGUUACAUGCUGGAUGACUGGUCGGGCAUGGACAUCCAAAAGGCCAUCGAGUACAUCAGAGGAAGCUUGUCUUAUGACAACGGGUUUGGUCAGGGAGCAGGACGAGAGUCACAUGGCGGUUGGACGUACUGCGCCAUCGCCUCCCUGUGUCUGAUGGGUCGAUUGGAGGAGGCGCUGGGUCAGCGGGAGCUGGACAGAAUCCGCCGCUGGUGCAUUAUGAGGCAGCAGAGCGGCUUCCACGGUCGCCCCAACAAGCCCGUGGACACAUGCUACUCCUUUUGGGUGGGCGCCACAUUAGAGCUAUUAGAUGUGUUCCAGUACACCAACUUUGACAAGAACAGGAGCUUCAUCCUGUCCACGCAAGAUCGAUUGGUGGGGGGCUUCGCCAAGUGGCCAGACAGCCACCCAGACCCUCUGCACGCCUACUUGGGCUUGUGCGGUCUGUCUCUGAUCGGCGAGCCCAGCCUGAGGAAGGUCCACCCAGCUCUCAACAUCACCCAGAGGGCCUAUGAGCACCUCCGCCAGCUGCAGCAGACAUGGAAGGACAAUAGCGGCGGCUGCAGCCGACAGCACUGACAGGAGGACCAUCCAGUGGGUUCGGUACACGCAGGUCCAGGUCCAGGUCCAGGCCAGCUGGAGUGUUUUUCCUUUUUAUUUGAGGAAAUCAGAAGUGUCCAGCUCGUAACUUUGGAAAGUGGCCUUUUCUGUUAAGUCAAGCUGCCUUUUGGUUUAAAAAAAAAAAUGUGCCAGAACAAAAUCACCAGAGACCUGAAGACAUUACAGGUGCCAAACUGUCUCCAUCAUUAUUAAGAAUUGAUAAAAACCCGGUGUGGUUUUUUUGUUGAGGAGCAGCAGCAGUUUUCAUUAUAGACCAUGCCAGAUGUAUGGUACCCACCUCAUGGAUGAUGUAUUCAUGCAUUUGAAGGGGCCCGGUCUUAAUGCUGCCUGAAAAUGUGGAAAAAAGGUUGAGACCAGACAUCCUGUUAUCCUUGGAAGCAAAGCACCAUCUAAUGACAGACACUUGUCAGUUGCUAACACCCUUCCAGUGCUCUUGGAGACUGGAAACUUCAAACGCUCUCCACUCUCAAAAGGUUCAUUCCAGACCGGCAGGUUUUAUCUCCCGCCUGCUCCCAUCUUUGGGCGUUGUUUGCUAAUGAGGAGGUUUGAUCGGGCGGUGGUGCACCCGAGGGAGAUGUAGCCAACAAACCACCUUAGGGGGUCUUUGGUCUUCUGGAAGAUCGUUCAACAACACCUGUAGGGGGGAAAAAAAGAAAACAGCUUCCAGGGGCAAGCAGGAAUAAAAUGAAGCCUCUCGGGGACGUUGUUAAGAAGUGGAAAAUGUUAGAUUUUUCUUUUUGAACUUGCCAAGGGCUGUGAUCUGCGAGCUGGCCAGAUUUACCCUCGCAGACGGUUACUAUUCACUAGAACCACUUGAUAGCCAUCUUUGACAUCUGAAAGAGCUACACUUUUUGUUGUUGUUGUUGUUGAAAGUCCUGCUGAAAUGUCUUGCAACCCUGGCUAACCCUAUUUUGGCAAGUGAAACGGAGGCCCCCUUUACACAGAGACCUUGGAAAAUAGCCGCGAACCGAAGAUCCAGCAUUUAUUCACUUUUGCCUUUUCAUAGAACACAAUGAACCGCAAUAGUUCCGAUGCAUGGCGAUGUUAGCGUCUGGGUUGACAAUUGUUUUCAGCACAACAGGGCGGGAGAAAUGAGUAUUAAACUUCCACUGCACUCGUUAUUGCUGCUUUUCCAUGGGCAUACCUAGCUACUACAUAACUAGCUAGUACCUGGUCAGCCGAACCUUGAGGUUGAGCAGUUGCCAUUGCCGCGUCAUUGUAAAAUUUCAGGACACAUGACUUUAAAUGACAAAAAAUAAACACAUGCUGUGCCUUAAACUCCAUAUUCUCCUCGGUGUCCUAUCAAAUACAAUUUGUCUCCUUACCACGACCAACAUGCCAGGGAGUACUCCCUCCUUCUCAUUCGCGGUUGCCUUUUUUUUUUUGACUGAGGCGUUCAAUGCGGCGUGGUUUUCAGUUUCCCCACUGUAUUAUAUAUUAAAGAGCAGAGCUGAUACAAUGCAGUGGAAAAGCAGCACUCCUGUCACAGGUGUUCCUCAGGGCUCACUCGUAGGUCCCUUACUCUUUUAUGCUAAAUCACGUGGCCUUUAUUUAUUUUGUUUUAUAGCGACCACCAGCCGUCAACCCCCUAAUUUUGGCAAGUGGAUAGGAGAAACCACAAGAAGGGAUAAAGAAACAUGGCUUCAUUUUAUAAAUUGAAGGUUAUUGGAAGGUGUCUGUUGGAACCACCCCUUAGCAAGACACAGGAACCUCUUCUUGACGUUUACCCAAGGUGGGACUGCUAUGGAUGCUCUUCUGCUAAGCCCAGGCAGACUUGGAGGAGGAGGGAACACAGAGUGGAGCAGCAGGAUGAAUAAAUCAUUGGCGACAUCCAUUAUUCACGGAAACUGGUGGACAGUGGCAUCACUGCUCAGCCUCUGCCAACCGGUGUGAAUUUAGAGCCUUCUGACGACAGAACAGACAAUGCGUCUGUUAUGACGCUCUUUAGUUCACAAAGUAUUUCCCUCGGCUCUUAACACAUCUUUUGUGCUAUUAUUAAUGCAAAUGUCAUCCCGGGUUGACUGUUUUAUCUGACGGUCUCAAACACAACACAGCUAUUAAGUAAAACUAAUUAUAUAAAUGAUUUUUGCCCAGAAUCUGCAUGAUUCUGGCUUUUUAAAUGCAGUGCUGCUUGGCCGGGAACUCGGAUCAAUUCUAAUCGAAUAAUUCUGGAGUCUCAUGCAUCUUCUAAUGCCUGAAGAUAGCUUAUUUUUCAUUUGUGUCAAGUGGAAAAAUACUACUCGACCUCACUUUUUAUAAUGUGCCUCACGAAGUAUUGUUUUGUCCAUUUUGAUCCAUUUUUCCCCACCCUGUCUUUGAACCUUUUUUUCUUUUUUUUUUAAUAAAACAAGACAAAUUGCACACAGUUUUCCCACAACAUGCCUUUAUGUUACUGUCAUCCGGACCCUACUGCAUUUCUUGGAGGAGGAAAAUCCACGCAGUCAGGUCUCUUCAAUGCUUACUUGGCUUCCUGAAAGACGGCGACUGGGACGGACAGAUCUCGCUGCUUACUGCAGAUGGAGCCUGUUACUCAGCCUCAAUAGCUGCUUUCUGCCUGGAGGUCAUUGUUUGGACCCCUCCCACGCCACUCACUGAUAUACAUAAUGUAAUUUCGAAUGAUGUAACAUGAAAUGCCAUCUAUUUUUUGUAUGCUUUGUAGAGAUAUCAAGUGUAGAUAAACGUGUAAAUGACUAUAAAUAUGUGCAAGCAAGCAAGAAGGGCGAGAUAUAUAAGCGGCCGGGUAUGCAAAUGUUGAUUUGUUGGCUAUGUUCAGCUUUUGAAUAAUGUGAGGAUCCAAGCUUGGCAGCAAAUACUGUAUCUAUGGUAAAUAAUUGUGUAAAGGAAGCCCGUACAAAGAUGCCUGUGUCUUUUGCUCUGUUGACGUCAUGCAGAUCUUCUGUGGUGUCCAUGCAAAAAUGAAUUUGCAUUAAACCACGUUUGACCCCAAAUGAUAAUGACCUUUGUCCCCGAAUGCUGUGGAAGACAUACUAGCAUACAUGUAGUACCGAUGUCCUCAAGGUUUUGUAAUCAUUUGACAAAUGGUCAAAGACUUACAGACAGUUGUGAAGUCUCGCCUGCGCCCCGUGUUGACAUUUUCCUUGAUCGUGGCCAUGUUUUUCAACCAAUCUUGUUCAAAAUUUGCACACAUGCUUGUCAGUCCCCUGAAAGUGUGUACCAAAUUUUGUAGCAAUUCAGCUAACCUCUGUAAAGUUACAGUCGGUGUUUUGUAGAGCCGAGUGAGAAAUUUCAAGUUAAUCCGAUUUACCGGGUCAAACCUUUAGGGUGUAAUAACACCGACACCAUGUGGUGUAUUUGUCGGAAAAAUAAUGGCACAGGCAACGCGGAAGGUCUGAAUGUUUUGGCAAAUUUUCACUCGUGUGUGUGCAACAGUUCAGGAAUAGAAGACUGUAUGACGUAUCUACAACAUCUAGUCCAACACUCAUUCUUUAAUGGUCAAAUUCAAUGUUAGCUCAAUAGCAAAGAUGAUUUUAAAAAAGCCUUAUAAGAGAGUUUGUCCUCAGAUAUUGGACCUUAGUGGUACACAUAUGUAGACUGGCUGAUGCUGAACUUUCAGAGUAUACUUCCAUGGGGAAUUCAGCCUGACCCAGAUUGAAAUUGUCAAGAGACUAUCCUCUAACGUCCCAGCUGCAGCUGUACUCGGGUGUGGUGGGGUUGUCCUUUUGUGAGGCAUGCAACCCAAUACAAGCACUACAACUGUGAGAGUCGGCGGACAAAGACGGUUCUAAAAAAAAUCAGGAUGAAACGGAAUGGUGUUCAGCUAUCCAUUGUUCCCAUUUUUACACAAUGUGGUUUACACACCCCCCCAACUUGACCUUUCGCUAAAGUGUCACAGUAACCUUUGUACUAGUCUGUUUCCAUAACAACUUCAUAGUACUUCUCAAUGCUAGCAAUUGAGUCAAAGGAAAGUCACAUUUUCAUGGGAUGUUUUUGCUUUAAAAAGACAUGUCAGUGAUGCAAUGUGACGUGGGUCUUCACUCCAUAA
Molecule: messenger RNA, 5756 nt
Organism: Dunckerocampus dactyliophorus (ringed pipefish)
Lineage: Eukaryota; Metazoa; Chordata; Actinopteri; Syngnathiformes; Syngnathidae
Gene: pggt1b
Product: protein geranylgeranyltransferase type I, beta subunit
Exons: 9
Coding region: 596-1711 (371 amino acids)
Biological process (GO): protein geranylgeranylation
Cellular component (GO): CAAX-protein geranylgeranyltransferase complex
Molecular function (GO): CAAX-protein geranylgeranyltransferase activity
Source: RefSeq, a predicted model, not a curated record